This is a messenger RNA of Camelus dromedarius (Arabian camel), 2532 nucleotides long. RefSeq names its product F-box protein 9 (gene FBXO9). Gene Ontology annotation, molecular function: protein binding. NCBI's taxonomy places the organism in Eukaryota, Metazoa, Chordata, Mammalia, Artiodactyla, Camelidae. Gene Ontology annotation, cellular component: SCF ubiquitin ligase complex; cytoplasm. Bases 852 to 2045 code for a protein of 397 amino acids. The transcript has 12 exons. Gene Ontology annotation, biological process: SCF-dependent proteasomal ubiquitin-dependent protein catabolic process. The record is from RefSeq and is a predicted model, not a curated record.
UAUUCGUUUUCAUAUUCUUUUUAACCAUAAGUUACUAUAAGAUAUUCAAUACAGUUCCAUGUGCUAUACAGUAGAAAUUUGUUGUUUAUCUACUUUAUAUAUAGUAGUUAGUAUCUGUAAAUCUUGAACUCCCAAUUUAUCCCUUCCCACCCACUUCCCCACCAGUAGCCAUAAGUUUUCUGUCUGUGAGUCUGUUUCUGUUUUGUAAAUAAGUUUGUCUUUUUUUUUUUUUUAGAUUCCACAUACAAGCGAUAUCAUAUGGUAUUUCUCUUUCUCUUUCUGGCUAACUUCACUUAGAAUGACAAUCUCCAGGUCCAUCCAUGUUGCUCAAAUGGCAUUAUUUUAUUCUCUUUUAAGGAUGCAUAGUAUUCCAUUGUAGAAAUAUACCACAGCUUCUUUAUCCAGUCAUCUGUCGAUGGACAUUUAGGUUGUCUAGAUUACUUAAAAUACCUAGGACAAUGUAAACAUGCUGGAAAUAGUUGUAAAUGCUACGUAAAUCAUUGCCAGUGCACAGCAAAUUCAAGUUUUGCUUUUCAUCACUUUUCUGGAACUUUUUUCUCAAAUAUUUUAGAUCUGCAGUUGGUUGGGUCUGAGGCCACGGAGUCCGCAGAGGGGGAGGGCUGACCGUAGUCUGUCACUCCACGGAGGCUGUCCUCCUCACACCGUCAGGUCCGCGUGUGCGUUUAUGACAGUUCGCCAUUAAAUAAUCGACAUCAUCAUGCUAACUGAAAACUUCCAUAUCCGUUUUGUCAAUGUUAAUUUUGAAAUAGAGAGUCCUCUUACGGGGAAGUCCUGUGCACCUUCCCUGGCCUCCCUCCACCCGGACCCCUUCCGUGGCUGAGUUCUGGGAGAUGGACAGUGGUACAAGUCACAGAGCUUGUUCUGGUCUCCCAGGUUUACUAGCACUUUUGUUUGUGGGUUUUUGCAUGAACAUAAGUUUUCAUCUCUCUGGGCUAAGAGCGCAAUUACUGAGGUGUAUGGCUCGUGAACUAUUCCUAAAAGCAGUUGAAGAAGAACAAAAUGGAGCUCUCUAUGAAGCCAUCAAGUUUUAUCGUAGGGCUAUGCAGCUGGUGCCUGAUAUAGAGUUCAAGAUCACUUAUACCCGAUCCCCAGAUGGUGAUGGCGUUGGAAACAGCUACAUCGAAGACAGUGAUGAAGACAGCAAGGUGGCUGACCUCCUGGCCUCCUUCCAGCAGCAGCUCACGCUUCAGGAGUCUGCGCUCAAACUGUGUCAGCCUGAGCUCGAGAGCAGCCAGACUCACAUAUCAGCGCUGCCGAUGGAGGUGCUCAUGUAUGUCUUCCGAUGGGUGGUGUCCAGCGACCUGGACCUCAGGUCUUUAGAGCAGUUGUCACAGGUGUGCAGGGGAUUCUACAUCUGCGCCAGAGACCCUGAAAUCUGGCGUCUGGCCUGCUUGAAAGUUUGGGGCAGAAGCUGUAUUAAACUUGUUCCAUACACAUCCUGGAGAGAGAUGUUUUUAGAAAGGCCCCGUGUUCGGUUUGAUGGCGUGUACAUCAGUAAAACCACGUAUAUCCGUCAAGGGGAACAGUCUCUCGAUGGUUUCUAUCGAGCCUGGCACCAGGUGGAAUAUUACAGGUACAUAAGAUUCUUCCCGGAUGGCCACGUGAUGAUGCUGACCACCCCCGAGGAGCCCCAGUCCAUUGUGCCGCGGCUGAGGACGAGGAAUACCAGAACGGAAGCAAUUCUACUGGGUCAUUAUCGCUUGUCACAAGAUACAGACAAUCAGACCAAAGUAUUUGCUGUGAUAACUAAGAAAAAAGAAGAAAAGCCGCUUGACUACAAGUUCCGGUAUUUCCGCCGCGUCCCCGUACAAGAGGCUGAGCAGAGUUUCCACGUGGGGCUGCAGCUGUGCUCCAGUGGUCACCAGAGGUUCAACAAACUCAUCUGGAUCCAUCAUUCCUGUCACAUCACCUACAAACCGACCGGAGAGACGGCAGUCACUGCCUUUGAGAUCGACAAGAUGUACCCGCCUUUGCUGUUCGCCAGGGCGAGGAGCUACACCGCGUCCUCCGAGAGGCCCCUGUAGCCCCACACCCCCCCGCCCCGCCGCAUGAGUAGAUGCAUAUAGAGAAACAGAGCGCCUAAGUUAUAAAUGUACAGAUAUAUAUAUAUAUAUGGGGCUGGAACUUAUUUUACAUUGUUGGAGUUCUCUCAAGAGUAUAAAUCGAUUAUUUUUUUUAUUUAAAGGGAGAGUUGAUUCAUGGGGUGUUGGUUUUGAAAUGAAGAAGUGGGAAUCACAAGUCUUAAGUACAUUUACGUUGUGAAAAAACACCGGAGGUUUAAAUCAUGCCCUUCUUGGGGCAGCCUUGUGUCACGUGGGCUGUCCCCUGCCCGCUCGGUCAUCCCGGCGUUUCAGGGCGUGCGGGGGGUGCCCCGCGGGGGUCAGCGUUCGUUUCACGGAGGGCACAGUGUGUUUUCACCAAAGGCUCAACAUGUGAACACCCCUUCUGGGUUUGUUUGAAACUGUUUGACCAAUAAAGUUCAUAAAUAAAUGUUUCUUUCGAGAAAAUAUA